CUAAGAUACAAUUAAACUCACACAGAUUGGAAAAUGGUGAAUUUCUCCUUCAGGAAACCCUGAUGGACUUGAAUAUUCUAUAAUUUAGCAAAUUAGAAAAUGAGAAGGUGGAAGGAGAACUAGAAGGUCAUAAGCUGAUGACAGUUCUAAAACAGUAGCCCUUAGUAAAUUGCCAUUUUAACACUUGGUCUGGCUUCCAUAAUUAUAUCCAGCCUUAACCUCACUGGCUGCCAUUCUUUCCCAAGCAACAGCUGGAGAGCAGUGGCUCCUUGACCCUUAGCCCUCCUCUUACAAAUCAACAUCACAUUAUUGGCUAUUACCAUUCUCACGUUUCACAAACAUGUAAAUACCUUUCCACAAACUACCUGCCUGCUGUGAACACCCAAUAUUUCCACUUGUUGACUGUGCAAGUCUUCCCUUCUCCAGCCCUGGCGUAUCAUUUGUGGCGUUAAAGGAAAAGAACAUGUGGAGUGACCAGAAUGAGUCAAUCAAAGAGAGGCUGAGGGUCUAAGGAGUUAGAUCACAAGUAAUUAUUUCCUAUCUUCAUUCUGCAGCAUGUUUGCCCAAAUGUGGUGGAGUGAGGGUUACUCAUUCUGUGGCCUGUUUGCCCAAGUGUGGUGGAGUGCCCUUUGAGACCGAUACUUCCGUUCCUGAUACUCCAUUGCGCUCUGCCCUGAUACUAUAACUCAACCUGCUUCAACUGCUGACCCAUGUGGUGACCUGGAGCAACAUCCGAGGAUGAGGAACCUGACAGAGAACCAUCAGACACCCAAGGACAUCAGAAUGAGUGACAACACUACUUUGGCUCCUCCAGCUUCAAAUCAGGGUCCCACUACCCCACGCAAGGGGCCCCCCAAGUUCAAGCAGAGACAGACUCGCCAGUUCAAGAGCAAACCUCCUAAGAAAGGUGUGAAAGGAUUUGGAGAUGACAUUCCAGGCAUGGAGGGUCUGGGAACAGAUAUCACGGUGAUUUGUCCCUGGGAGGCAUUCAGCCACCUGGAAUUGCAUGAGCUCGCUCAGUUUGGGAUCAUCUGAUGACCAAGGUUCUGCCAUUCUCAAUAUCAUCAGCUGUAGUUUUGAUUACUUUUGCCCUAUUGAUCUGCCAGAGUCUUGAAAUUCAGCUGUUCGGAAGUGGUUUCUUAGCUUACACAGUCAUUUCCCCUAAAUUGCUAUGAAGAGUUCUCUUAGUGUCAGACUCUCUCUUGCUAUAUAGUUCAGCUCAGAAUAGUGGAUGCAAAUUGACUUUCAUUAGGGCCUUUCAAACUUGACCACCUUUUCCUAUCAGCUGGUUAGAAUUCGUUGAUAGUUCUCUAAAUUUUGUUAAGUCCUUCAAAUCUAUUUGUACUAGGCAUUUCCUGUAAUUAGUAGUAGCUUUUUAGGAUAACACUUA
Messenger RNA from Ailuropoda melanoleuca (giant panda), 1390 nucleotides. It is a transcript of the gene PDE6H, whose product is annotated as phosphodiesterase 6H. Lineage: Eukaryota; Metazoa; Chordata; Mammalia; Carnivora; Ursidae. Gene Ontology annotation, molecular function: cGMP binding; 3',5'-cyclic-nucleotide phosphodiesterase activity. Gene Ontology annotation, biological process: positive regulation of epidermal growth factor receptor signaling pathway; positive regulation of G protein-coupled receptor signaling pathway; visual perception. Gene Ontology annotation, cellular component: photoreceptor outer segment membrane. The record is from RefSeq and is a predicted model, not a curated record. The coding region runs from base 739 to 1035 and encodes 98 amino acids. The transcript is spliced from 6 exons.